AUGUACACCAACGUCGACACAUUCGCAGCUCUAAUAGCACGAAAAGAUACGCCACAAGCAUCUCCGCUGCGCAGUUGUGUCGAUUUUGCCUUUGCGACCUUCGAUUCACUGGAGCAUGGUCCUGUUCACGCAGCGGCGGCUUGGUUGAUGAUUGCGGGCAAACAAGUGGUGGCUGCAGGGUCUCCUUUCAGCAAGUACAGUUACAUCUCUGGCAGUCUAUGGGAGGCUGAAGGCGGUACCAAUGCAGUGGAUGUCAAACGACUGCGAUUCUGGAAGGGCCGGUUCCAAAACUUCAGGGAAUCUGGAAGACUUUCGGACCAAAAGGCCGUGGAUGCUACGGUCGAGGCUACGAUAGCUCUAGAUGAACUAAUCGCCGCGCAUAUUUGA
Molecule: messenger RNA, 387 nt
Organism: Alternaria viburni
Lineage: Eukaryota; Fungi; Ascomycota; Dothideomycetes; Pleosporales; Pleosporaceae
Exons: 2
Coding region: 1-387 (128 amino acids)
Source: RefSeq, a predicted model, not a curated record